GGAAUUCUAGGUGCCAUUCUUCAUGUAUAAAUGAUUUUCAAUUACCAAGUCAAGUGCUCCACCAUCCCAAUUCCUCUCUCUCUUCUUACUCCGUCCAAAAUCUUCAAUCUUUUAUUGUUUCAUAGCCCAGAUAAAAGUCAGCGCCGUCCUUUGUGCCUCUCUCUCUUUUAAUUCUUGCCCAAUUAUUUCAGAAAAAAGGACCAAGCUAGACUGGUUUGUUGAUAGUUUCAAGGUUGAUUUGUGGGCUAAAAUGGGUGAGAGAUUGUAUCCGGUUAGUGGGGUUGUUGCAGAGAACUGGGAUCUGUAUGCGGUGGUCAGAAGUUGCUCUUCCGCCAUUGAUGCCAGCUCUGCAACCACAACUAGUAAUAUCACCCAUGAAAAUAGCACCAGUGUUUCAGAGAAUCCUUUGUCUUUUUUGGCUUCUUUGAAGUUCGAAGAAGAGGAAGAUCCGUUUUCGUUUCCUAAUCUUGUACAGGAGAGGAACAAUGGUUUUGAAGAAUUACAAGAUUCUUUCAAGUCCUUUCUCUCAAACACUACAGCCAUCACCAACACCGCUAGCAAAGAUGACAUUUUGAGCUCUUCUGGUUCUGUCAUUGGAGGAUUGAAUUUGAGCAGCCAACAACAAGAAGUAAAAACAAGCAUCAAUUCUCCUCUUUUUGUCUUCCGAGACCCCAAAAAUCAACCAUCACGACAUUUACAGCAACAAUCACAGCGUCUGCAGCAAGAUUUACAACAAAAGCCAUCUGGGUCCAUUGCUUUACGGCCCAUGCAAUCUCAGCCACCUCGAUCCAGAAAGAGGAAGACCCCGCAAAAGAGAAUGGUAUGUCAUGUCACGGCUGAGAAUCUCUCUACUGAUUUGUGGGCUUGGCGUAAAUACGGGCAAAAACCAAUCAAAGGCUCGCCAUAUCCUAGAAACUACUACAGGUGCAGUAGCUCAAAAGGCUGUGCAGCAAGAAAGCAAGUGGAACGCAGCAACACGGAUCCCAAUUUAUUCAUUGUGAGCUACACAGGCGACCACCAGCAUCCUCGGCCGACUCACAGAAACUCACUGGCUGGAAGCACAAGAAACAAAUUCUCAAGAACUCAAACUCCCCUUACGAAGAAUAAUAAUGAUAAAGAUGCUGCAGCCCAGCCGCCCACCACUAACGCUUCAUGCUCCUCCCCUCUCUCGUCCACCAGCAACUCGCCGACGGCCCUAGAGGAAGCAAAGAAUCAAUCCGAGGCAGCUGAGAUAAACAGUGAGAUGGUGGAACUAGAAGAAGAGGUUGAUGAUGAAGACGAUCUUCUUAUCCCAAACUUAGCAGCAGCUAUUAAUGAAGAUCUUUUCAAAGGGCUUGAAGACCUCAGUUCUUGUGUUGCUAGUUGUAGUAGUAAUAGAAGAGAAGAAGGUGGCGGGUAAGAGCACAGCAGCCCAGUUCCCUCCACCUACGGUGGCUUCUAGUCGCCGGAAUUUAAUUUAAAUGUUUCUGUAAGCUUAAUUUCCUUUCAAUCCUUUUGGUUAUCAAAGAUUAACACCUAAUUAACA
Mangifera indica (mango) is the source of this 1525-nucleotide messenger RNA. Its product is annotated as probable WRKY transcription factor 27. NCBI's taxonomy places the organism in Eukaryota, Viridiplantae, Streptophyta, Magnoliopsida, Sapindales, Anacardiaceae. The record is from RefSeq and is a predicted model, not a curated record. Gene Ontology annotation, biological process: regulation of DNA-templated transcription. Gene Ontology annotation, molecular function: DNA-binding transcription factor activity; transcription cis-regulatory region binding. Gene Ontology annotation, cellular component: nucleus. The coding region runs from base 251 to 1399 and encodes 382 amino acids. The transcript has 3 exons.